AUGAGCCAGACUCUUCCGGUGCGUGCGGCAGGAGGUGGACAACCGUCUGAGACAGCCUCGCACUUCUCCCUCGAACCCUUUUCGGAGCCUGUACUGUCACACCUCCUGUCCGCUCGCAAGGGCCUUGAAUCACAAGAUGGCAAGAAGUUCAGCGACGAAGUCGCGUGGCUGAAUUAUAUGGCUUCGGUCUCGUCCAAUGCGAUGUCCGGCCCCGUGGAGAACGACCUGAAAUACCCCAUGUCCUCCUACUUCAUAAGCUCGAGUCACAAUACCUACCUCUCGGGCCACCAGCUCUAUGGCGAAGCGUCCGAGCUCGCUUACACCAAUGUGCUCAAGCGUGGGUGCCGAUGCUUGGAAAUCGAUGUGUGGGAUGGCGAAAGCGAUUCGGACACCAGCAGCUCUGACGAGGACGAGGAGAAGUCUGAGACGAAAGCCUCUCGCUGGGGAAAGGUCAAGGCUCGUGCUGCACGCAUGCGUUCACGCUCACGAUCAGCCUCGCUCGCGGCCGGUGCCCCAAACGGCGGACAGCCCCCCAUCCCCUCCAAUGAGCAAGCUUCAGGGGUGCCUGGCCAACCUGACAAUGUCGCACCGGCGCGGCAGACGGAGCCUUCGGCGGAUGGCUCCAACCAUCUCUCUCCGCAGCCUUCGCCGCCACUAAGUAUGAAGGGUGAGCCGAGAGUACUGCAUGGAUACACUCUGACCCAAUCCGUCACCUUUCGCUCGGUGUGCCAUGCAAUCAGGUCAUCGGCCUUUGUGAGCACGGAUUUGCCUUUGAUCGUCUCUCUUGAGGUUCACGCCUCCCUUGAACAGCAAGACGUCAUGGUGGAGAUUAUGCGCGAAGUCUGGUCGGAAUAUCUGGUGUCGCUCAAGAGUGGCACCGAGAUUUGUGCUCUUCCGCCGCCCGAGUCUCUCAUGGGAAAGAUCCUGAUCAAAGUCAAAUGGACGCCGGACCCGGGGACAGGCGAGUCCAAUGAUCCCAUCGAGCACGUGACCUCGAACUCCAGCGACGGCACUGCCGACUCACCACCCCCCUCCCCUGGGAAACGAAAGAAGGCUUCUAAAGUCCUGUCCAAGUUGUCCGAACUAGGUGUGUAUACUCGAGCGUACACUUUCAAGCACUUCUCGCAGCCCGAAGCUGCUCUUCCAAACCACGUCUUCAGUCUAUCGGAGAACAAGGUCCACAGUAUGCAAUCCGACCCAUCGCACGGUUCUGCACUUUUUAACCACAACAAAAACUUCCUCAUGCGGGUCUUUCCGAAAGGUACGAGGAUUAACAGCUCGAAUGUCGACCCCACCUUCCAUUGGAGAAUGGGCGCGCAGAUGGUGGCCUUGAAUUGGCAGAAAAUGGACAAAGGCAUGAUGCUCAACGAGGGCAUGUUCGCGGGAACGGGUGGUUGGGUCCUCAAGCCGGAAGGUUAUCGCUGCACCACGGCAAGUGACAGAGCACAAAAGUCGCUUCAGUCGAGGAAGAGACGUGUCAACCUGGAAAUACGGGUGCUCGCAGCACAACGCUUGCCGUUGCCCAUCGACAAGGACAUCUCGCAUGCGCAAAAGAUGAAACCAUACGUCAAGGCACAGUUGCACGUGGAUCCGCCCGGCUCUCCUAGUCAGGGCGACGAAGGCGGGAAUAGCAAGGACGACCUUCAAUCACAUGGCGGUGAGGAGAAGGAUUCCAAAUUCUACAAACGGAGAUCAGCUACGGCUCGCACGGACUGUCCUGACUUCAGUGGAGAAUUGUUGAGCUGGUAUAACUUGUCCGACGCCAUCCAAGAAUUGAGCUUCCUCAGGCUCAAAAUCAUGGACGACCGCUCAAUGGGCAAAGACAACAUGCUCGCAUGGGCGUGCAUACGACUUGACCGCCUUCGGCCAGGGUACCGGUUCAUCCAUUUGUUCAAUUCGUCUGGCCUGCCAUCUCCCGGCGCCUUGCUUGUGCAUGUCUCCAAGCGUGUGGAAUGA
Molecule: messenger RNA, 1956 nt
Organism: Cladophialophora yegresii CBS 114405
Lineage: Eukaryota; Fungi; Ascomycota; Eurotiomycetes; Chaetothyriales; Herpotrichiellaceae
Exons: 2
Coding region: 1-1956 (651 amino acids)
Biological process (GO): lipid metabolic process; phosphatidylinositol-mediated signaling
Molecular function (GO): phosphatidylinositol-4,5-bisphosphate phospholipase C activity
Source: RefSeq, a predicted model, not a curated record